AUGCCGCUGUAUGAACCUCUCGAUGCUGGGAAGUCAGAAAUCAGGCUUCUCGAACAUGUCAGCUUCUCUGGUCAGCCAUCUUUGAGACUGAGUUCGGUAUCCCUCGACGAAAAGCCCGCAUACACAGCCCUAUCAUACGUCUGGGGUGAUGCUUCCAUCACUGAGCCCAUCCUGUUGAACGGCCAGGGGUUUCAUGCAACCAAGAACCUGUUCAACGCUCUUCAGCAUCUUCAAGAUCAUUGGAUAGACACAUUUCCUAGCCGACAUCCGCAAGGCUUCAGAGUCUGGGUGGAUGCCCUUUGCAUCAACCAACAAGAUGUCGCAGAGCGCAACCAGCAAGUACAACUGAUGCGCCGAAUUUACUCGAGUGCCGAGCUCGUGUUCUCAUGGCUCGGAGAGGAUGACGAAGAAAUUGGCGCAGCAUUUGAGACGAUCAACCUGGUGGCCCAUGAAAUGGACAAAGUCGAUUGGCCACAACUCAUCGUGGCUGACAUAGGACCCGAAACUGACUGGCAUUCCAACCAGUCGUGGAAGAGCGUCUGGACACUCUUCAACCUACCGUACUGGUUUCGCGUAUGGGUCGUUCAGGAAAUUGUCUUAGCAGAGAAGCUGAUUCUGUUAUCUGGCACGUCUUCUGUUGACUGGAUAGCGCUAUUCCUCACAUGCAGCUAG
Molecule: messenger RNA, 672 nt
Organism: Colletotrichum phormii
Lineage: Eukaryota; Fungi; Ascomycota; Sordariomycetes; Glomerellales; Glomerellaceae
Product: heterokaryon incompatibility protein-domain-containing protein
Exons: 2
Coding region: 1-672 (223 amino acids)
Source: RefSeq, a predicted model, not a curated record